Messenger RNA from Astyanax mexicanus (Mexican tetra), 755 nucleotides. RefSeq names its product otospiralin 2 (gene otos2). The transcript is spliced from 3 exons. The coding region runs from base 305 to 553 and encodes 82 amino acids. The record is from RefSeq and is a predicted model, not a curated record. Gene Ontology annotation, biological process: sensory perception of sound. NCBI's taxonomy places the organism in Eukaryota, Metazoa, Chordata, Actinopteri, Characiformes, Acestrorhamphidae.
AUUGUUUAAAGUAAAAUAAAGUAAAGAGAGAAGUUUACAGUGUGCAGGGUCUCCAGAUUUGGACUGAAAUUGAGAUUUUAAGCAUCACAAAGAGAUCUUUGAGCUGAGAGACUCUGGAGAGAUAUAUGAGAGAACACACAACAAACAGCGGUGAGGUCGUAUAGUCCACAUAUAGUCCACAUUCGACAUAUAGAGGAGUAAUGUGAAAUACAAACAGAGCAUUCCAGCUUUUAGCUCAUCUUCAGGUUUCUGGACCCAGACAGACACAACAGGACCAGGGGAAAGUGCUGCAGACAGAAGGAUCAUGUCUCGGCUGUGUGUAUCACUGAUGCUCUGUGUGUUUGGGCUCGGACUCUUCUGCCUCGCAGAGGAGUCUCGUGAGAAAAGGGACGUGCCGAACUGGGCGAUGACAUCCUCAGACUUCUUCGGCUGGAUCGAGGAGCUGCGUAAUCACGCCGGUUACGAUAAAAUCGAGGAGCUCGCCAGAACCUUCUGGGCUCAUUUCCCUUCAGCCAGUCGUCUGGGUUAUGAUCCUCCUGCUCCUGAAGAAUGAAGCUGUGGAGGACCUGUGAUGCUGUCCCUACUGUCCUAAAUGUCCUAAAUGUCCCAACAGAAACCUCAGCAAUACAGUCUUAACAUCUGGUUAGAUGUGAUUGAAAGCAAAAUGUAAAAAUGUGAAAAAGAUGCUUUGUUCUGUAUUUAUCAUCAACCCCUUAAUAAUCAUACAUUUCUUAAUAAUAAAAGCCAAAAUAAUC